AUGGCUGGUAAAGUAGCCAAGGUUCAUGUAGCCAAGUUUCCAGUCCAUGAAUUUAAUGCAUCGUACCUAGAUACAAAUACGCCGGGGCUGUGGAAUAUGGAACAAAAUGAGGUUCUCGAUCAGCUAAGUGAUGAGAGCUUCAAUAGACGUGUUGAGAUUUUGGAACAAUUAUUAAUUACCGUCAGGAGAAAUGGAGGACGUUUACCAUACACAGAUCCUCUUGCCAUAUUCAAUGGUCUUUCCUUGGCCCUCGCGGACUCAAAUUGGGACGUUAGGCUCAAGUGUAUACAACUUAUUAAUGAAGUCAUUCCCCAAUUCGGAGAUGACUUGGACAUUUGCAUGUCACGCAUUUUGGGAAAACUCAUACCGAACAUUGGGGAGAGUAAGAUAACUGUCAGACGAGCUGUGAUUCAAACCCUGCAUGUGUACAUGAAACAUACCAACAAAGUACAAGGCCUUUUACGAGCAAUUGUUCAACAUGGGUUAGAAAACACAGACCCAAGGGUAAUUAAAGAGACGGUGGUGGCAUUACCUAUGCUAUUUACACCAGAUUUCAAACGUGAAAACUUCUAUGAGAUAACCCAAUCUCUGGCAAAAAAGUUGCUUGAUAAUUCAUCUGUUGGAGAUAACCUCAGGGAUUGUGCAUUAAUGACCAUGGACAAGAUCAAGAAUCUAGUUGGGGAGAAAGAGUUUGCGAUUUACAUCCAAAAAUUGUCAACACCUUUGAAACGAUACUAUUGCCAGUUAACAGGAAUGGAUCUUGAAUCUGAUCCAAUUCUGUCCCAAGCCCCUACCCCUAGAAAUUCUAAACAACAUGCGUUUUCAAAACCUUCAAAACCAGACAAUGGAAAUCAUCUUAAUACAGGGCGACAACAAAUUGUUGAAACUUAUGAAUUUGGCAUUAUUCCUAGUCAUGUUAUGAAAUUGAUCAAUGACCAAGAGAAUUUCAAGCUAAGAGCACAAGGUGUUGAAGAACUGAAGUCUAUAGUGAGAGAAUUGCAAAGUAGUGAUGUUACUGGAAAUCUUCAUCCACACAUGAUGCCUUUUAUUAGCUUUUUAAACAAUCUCAUGGAUGAUUCAAAUUUUAAGAUAACAACUGUCACAUUAGAAAUACUGAAUUCUUUGGUGGAAAAAUUAGGGACAAACGUUAAACAGUUUCUGCGACCCCUUUCAAACAUCCUGGCAAAACGUAUGGGUGAUAAUAAGAUAGUUGUACGUCAAGCUGUGAUGAGGGUUGCAACCAAGAUGAUGCAAAGUUAUCAAGCAAAACCUGUACUGGCAGUGCUAUGUGAAAACUUGCAACACAGGAACUCAAGAAUUCGUCAAGAAACAUUAAAUAUCGUCAUAGCAGCACUUUUAACUUUUCCUAGUUAUGAUUUUGACUUGCCCAAAAUUUGUCAAGUUGUGGCCCCUGUUCUAACAGAUAGUAAGCGACAAGUUCGUCAAGCUGCACUUGAAUGUUUAGCUGUGAUUGCACAAGCCAUGGGACUAGGGAAACUACAACCUCUUGUGCAUGCUGUAGAUGGUGUGGAACUAAGUUCUGAGGGGGAGGGGGUUAUGACUGCUGUUCAGGCAAGACUUGCAAGGCGUCAGCUUCCUAAAUUGAAUUCUGAUGGCCUUGUUGAGUAUGCUACUCCUAUUCCUUCCUCUGCCUCCUCUCGAACACCUGUUCAAUCUCUUGGUGCUGAUCUUGACUGGAUAAUGGCAGUCGGUAGUACUGGUUCUGCUCGCCAAAUAUCAAGAUCCGAUACAAUGGAGGUGGAAUCUGUGACAUCUUCAUCUGCACGUUCAACUCCAGCAGUCAUAGAAGCAGCAACACCAGCAACCAGUCGGCGAUUCAUGAGUGCUGGCAGAGGAAGAAAUAAAUUGCCAUGGGAAGAAGAUGAAGGACAUCGACAGAAUGAUGGUCCACCCAAACCACGAAACACAUCUUGGUCUGUGGACGAUACUGGAGUUGAUGGCAAUGAUAACCAUGGUAAUGUACCAACACCAAAACGAGUACCAAAACGACGAAUUACAGUGGUGGGGCUCAAUACAGCAGAUGAGACAGCCCAACAGGAAUCUAAUUCCUAUGCUCAGAUGCACUUGAACAAACUGAAGAAGAACCAAGGAAAUCAGGGCAAAUUUAAUGCCAGUCCAAAUACAGCAUUUGACCAAUCAGAUUUUGAGAGAGAACAACCACCACCAGUACCUGAGAAAGUCAAAACUAGUACCGUAAAGAGAGCUCCCAGCCCAAGUAUCCCCAAAACUUCGAAUGAUGAAUCUCCCAUCCCUCUCAAACCAACUUUGGCCCGUUCUGCCACCAAGCGCAGUACAAAAAAGGUGCCGCCAAUUUCCACUGCUCAGUCGGACAAGUUUUCUUCCAUGCCGAAGGAAGAUGAUAGUGAUAGUGCAUAUGCAGCUUCCUUGGAGAGUAAUAUGGAAAAAGAAUCGCACCAAGAGAUGAUGAAGUACCUCAACAGUAUCCGCAAUGGUUCCAAGAUGAUGAAGUCAUUACAAGGAAUUCGGAGCAGUGCCCACAAGAAGAAGGAAAAGGUUGUGCUAGAGAAAAACACAAGUCAGCAGAGCUUGACUUCAAGAUCUCCUUCACCAGACUUCCAUGAGAGUGGAAUAUGGAGCACAUCGUCACGAGAUAAUGACUCUGAUGCUAGCUCUCUUUCAAACCGUAGCAGGAAGAGUAAAAAGGUAGAAUCUCCAUUUGAGUCAAGGCCAAAGUUAGCAAGGUCAGAGGUUGACCUAAGGAAGACUAGCAGUAAUCGUGAGGAUUACGGAUCGGAUAUGACAGACUCGAGUAGUAGUAGCAGUACUCUACACAUAGACUACAACCCUGUCAGUGGGGUUACCUUCAGGGAAAAUCGUAAUUCAGAUGUCCAAGUGGUUGGACGUGGUUACAAUGAUGAUGCCAUCCCAACAGCAGAGGCAAAGGCCAAUGCUGCGGCAGCUGCCAAUAAGACUCGGCGACGUACUCAAAAAGGACCGUUAUUGUCUCCUCUAGGCGUGGCUUCGUCCAGCAGUCUCGGCUCAGUGGAGCUGGAUGAUGACCAAGCCCCUGCCAAGGACGGAAACAUUGGUGUCCGAGUGGUGGGCAGGGGAAUGUUCGACUCCAGUAAUGGGACUGACCAUGCAGUGACAGUUGGUAACUCUCAGUCCCAGGACCGGUAUGACAAAAAAUCCGUGAAGUCUGACCGCCGCGACAUGCCCAAUGCUGUUGUUGGUGUCAGCAUGAACAGACAGGGAUCUAGCGAUGACCCUUAUCUGGAUGACCCCAAUGACCUUAUUGCUGAGGAUCCCAACAAAUCCAUGAGUAAAGCUAUGAGAGACAGAAUAAUGCAAGCUCAAAGACAGAAGGAGGAAGAACUAGAGAGGGAACGAAGAGACAGAGAAAAGAAGAAACAAGAGCAUGAAGAGAAGAUGAGGAAAGAGAGAGAGAGACAACAAGAAAAACUUCGGCGUUUGAAUACCAGUGAAAGUUUAGGUAUAGAAUCAUUAUCAAUAUCUGGUUCCAAUACGCCAAAAACGAAAACAUCGCCCGCUUUCUCACCACGAAAAAGAACAAAACCUCAAGUCAAUGGAACAUCUAGUCAUCCUGUAUCAGCAUCAUCGUCCCGUUCUCCUUUGGAGUCGGACAAUCCUGAUGACUGGAAACCCUACAGAGAUCCUGAUCAGGCAAUGAGGGAUGCCAACAAGAACCUUGCUCAAGAGGACUGGGAAAUAAAGUGUAGUGGUAUCAACAUGGUACGGAGACUGGCAAAGUAUCACCCUGAAGUCCUCAGUUCGCAACUACACAGUGUCGUCAUUGCCAUGUUAAAUGAAGUGAAAAACUUGCGGUCACAAGUAUCACGAUGUGCCAUUGUAUGUAUAGGGGACUUGUAUGCAAAUCUUCGGAAAAAUAUGGAUUCAGAAGUUGAUAUUACUGCCAAAGUUCUUCUCGCCAAAAAUGGAGAGAGCAAUGGAUUCAUUCGAGAAGAUGUGGAGAAAUCAUUAGCCCUUAUGAUAGAUUCUAUUACACCUCAGCGGUCACUUUUGGCUCUGAUAGCAGGAGGUGCCACACAUAAAAACCCUCAAGUUCGAAAAACAACCUCAUACUUUGUCGUGGAUCUUGUGGACAAAAUGGGUCCUGGACGUGUUCUGAGUGGAGUGAAAGAUAUCACGGACAGAGUACUACCCACUGCAGCUAGUUUCUGUUUGGAUGGAUCCCAAGAGACACGAUAUAAUGGCAGGAAAAUUUUUUCUAUUCUUAUGGUGCACCAAGACUUUGACAAAAUGCUUUCUAAGCAUUUACCUCCUCAGACUCUGCGCAAUGUAAUUGAAAUCGUGGACACUUUGAGAACAAAGGGCUUAGGAGACCUUCCUGGUGAGUCAUCAUCUGCUCGAGGGGGAAGGUCACAUGCAAGUAGUCGCAACAGUUCCAUGAUCCGUGGAGGAUCUGCCAACAGUGAAAAUCAGCAUGCUUCCCCUAAAAAAUGGGUGAGAACGGAUGAAGCUACCCAAGAGGAGGUGAAGCAGAUGACCUCCCUUAUAUUUGCUAAUGACUGGCGUGAUCGUUACAAGGGUAUCACACGCCUCCUUGAGAUGUGUGAAACGCAUGCUGAAGUUGUGUCGGCCAACAUGGUAAAGAUCUUUGACAAAUUUUUGCCUCGUCUUCAAGAUCCCAACAGCAAAGUGAACCUAUAUGCUCUCCAAGUAUUUCUUCAGAUCAUCCCAGUUUUAUCAGACUCUUUAGCAGUGGUGUUGAACAUUGCUGUGGGCAAUGUGGCACCAAAUCUCUCUUCUCGCAACAAGGAAAUAUAUGGAACAGCAAUGGAUGUUAUAGAUGCUCUUGUGGAUAAUAUAGAUGGUGGACUUCUGAUUCAACCGCUUGCCAAUCAAGCACAAUCUGCCAGUGCCAGAAGCAAACCAGACUUGGUGGAAAAGGUGGCUGAACUUGUGACCAAAGUUUAUCAACGCAAACACAAGCAGGUCAUACUGCAUGUGCUUCCACUGGUGUGGCACUUACUAGGUGCUACACACAGUAGUGGAGCCAUUCAGGGAGGAAGUUCAAGUAUCAGGUCUGCAACUGGUUCCCUGGUCAAUGCUCUGUACUCACACAUGGGCAACAGUCUUCUAGAAAAGGCCACCUCUGAUCCCAAUGUCACCCCUCGUCAUCUUCAGCUCCUUCAGGACCUGAUAGAUAGAUGAUUCAACUUAAAAACUGUCCCAAAGACUACUCGAAAUUGACGAAAGACUUCAAAUGUUAUUGGUUAUCAUAUUUCUCACUCUUGACAGACAAUAUGUUGUGAUGGAUGUGAUCAGAAGAAAAUUUUCAUUCUUCCCAGACAAUUUUAUUUGCCUGGUAUGUC
Messenger RNA from Ylistrum balloti, 5339 nucleotides. Its product is annotated as TOG array regulator of axonemal microtubules protein 1-like. The transcript has 23 exons. The coding region runs from base 1 to 5178 and encodes 1725 amino acids. Gene Ontology annotation, cellular component: cilium; cytoplasmic microtubule. Gene Ontology annotation, molecular function: microtubule binding. Gene Ontology annotation, biological process: microtubule cytoskeleton organization. NCBI's taxonomy places the organism in Eukaryota, Metazoa, Mollusca, Bivalvia, Pectinida, Pectinidae. The record is from RefSeq and is a predicted model, not a curated record.